UUCAAGUUCAUUUAUGAACAGUUUUAGAGCAGAUAAACAAUUCAAAGUGAUAUCAUCUCAUUCGAUAACUUUAAAUGUUCCACAACCUACUACACAAGAUGAUUAUAUUGGAAAUACUCAUAAUAAUGAUUAUAUUCCCAUUUCGUGUAAACAAAUCACUCCAACUAUUCGAAAUGCAUACAGUUCAAAAUCCAGAGAAGAAACGAAAUCGCAUAAACGUAGAAUAUUGUCUUUAAAAUCAACAAAAUCUGAUAGAACAUGUUUACAAAUGCCAAAGACUAGUCCUUCAAUGCAUGGAAAAUUGAAACUAACCAAUCUCUAUAAUAAUAAUUCUUCACUAUUCAAUGAUACACACAAUCAGAAACGACAUUCCGAUGCAUUUAUAAGUUCAUUUGCUAUACGAAAAUCUAGUCCCAAUAGGAAAAAGUGUCAUCGAGAACAUCAUCCUGCCAGCACAAGUUGGAGACGUGCACCUGCAUGCAAUCGACAGUCAAAGAUUAGUUCGUUACAAUCAACGAAUAAUGUGAAACCUAAUAAUUCUAUACAAAAACAUUUUCCAUCAACAAGUAUGACUAUUAUUAAUCUUAUCAAUAGUGCUCAAUGUUUAGUUAUUAGUUCGUUGAAAUCUUGUUAUACACGGACAAUGAAGUGAAAUUUUGUCAUUAAUAUUGCUG
Molecule: messenger RNA, 674 nt
Organism: Schistosoma turkestanicum
Lineage: Eukaryota; Metazoa; Platyhelminthes; Trematoda; Strigeidida; Schistosomatidae
Source: the annotation of a GenBank genome assembly